UAUUGUGAAGAUGUACUUAUAUAUAUAACAGGUACACGAGUUAUAGGUACAUAUAAUUCAAACUAAAUGUACCAAUCGUGUCACUUUUACUAAGACCAAUAUCCUCGUACAUGAUAUUACGAGUUCGGUGUUCAGUGCGUUGUGAAUAAUUUUGUUCGAUAUGUUUUUAAAGAUUACCUCAUUGGCCGUCCUCUUCGCGGUGCUGGUCACAGCCGAACCGCCGAUCUCAGGUUACGGAAGUCAACGUGGUAGCAACGGUGGAUCAGGAGGCUACGGUGGAGGUAACUCAUACUCAGGUUCCGGUUCCGGUUCCAGUAACGGAGGUGGCGGAUAUGGCGGCAGUAGUUCACCAUUCGGUAGCCGAGGAGGUUCCGGUGGUUAUGGCUCGUCGGGCCAGGGUGCCGGAGGUUAUGGUGGCUCAGGUCAAACCGGAGCUUUAGCUAGUCCUUACGAUUCGUCAAGCUCGUCUGGAUCUCAACCUUCGUACGGAGGUCGAUCAUCUCUCAGCAGCUUGGCCAGCAAAUACAACGGAUUAUCCGGACGUAACGGUUACAGCGCCGGUAAUGGUAGAGGAUCUGCUACUAGAUACACUGCUCAGUCCGGUUCUUCCAACGGUUACGGUGGUUCUGGUUCUGGAUCUGGAUCUGGAGGUUACGGUGGCUCGGGAUCUGGUAGCAAUGGAUAUUCAGCUGGUGGAUUCGGAUCUCAAUCCAGUGGUUUGGGUGCUGGUAGCAACGGAGGCUACGGAAGUGGAAGUGGAAGCGAUGGUGGAUACGGUGGUCAAGGCAGCAAUGGAGGUUAUGGAAAUGGUGGAUCAAACGGUGGUUAUGGUAACGGAGGUGGCAAUGGAUACGGAGGUAGCGGUUCCGGAAAUGGAAAUGGAUAUGGUAACGGAGGAGAAGAUCCUUUAUCUGAACCAGCCAAUUACGAAUUCUCUUACGAAGUUGAUGUACCCGAAUACAACUUGGAAUUCGGACACAGAGAAAGUCGUCAAGGAGAUGAAGCCAACGGAUUAUACCACGUUUUACUGCCCGAUGGAAGAACUCAAAUUGUAGAAUACGAAGCCGACCAAGACGGUUAUAAACCAAAGAUCUCGUACCAAGAAAGUAACACUAAUGGAAACGGAGGUGCCAAUGGUCAAGGAGGUUUUGGAAACGGUGCCGGAGCCGGUUACGGAGGUGCUAGUGGAGCUGGAUCUGCUGGAGGUUAUGGUAAUGGAGGAGCUGCUGGUUAUAGCGGUGGUUUCGGAGGACCUGGAGGAGCUGGUGGUUACGGUGGUCAAAAUGGCGGUGCUGGAUAUUCCGGAGGUCCAUCAGCUGGUGGAUUCGGCAGUGGAUCCAACGGAGGUUACAGUGGCAGCAACGGAGGCGCUGGAGGCUUCGGUGGCAGUUCUGGUUACAGUGGUAGUCAAAAUGGUAACGGAUAUUCCAGACAAGGAGGUUCCUCCUUCGGUGGAAACGGUAACGGUAACGGUUACGGAGCUUCAGCCCAUAGUGGCGAAAGCUCUUACGGCGGUUCUAGUGGAUCAGGCGGCUCGGCUGGUUACAGUGGUAGCUUAGGAGGUGCUGCAGGUUAUGCUAGUUUCCGUAACUCUCAACAAUCCGGAUCUUCGUCCAGUUAUGGUCAAAAUGGAGCUGCCGGAUACGCAGCUUUCCGUAAUAGUCAAUUAGGAGAUUCGGCCGGUUACUCGAGAAACGGUGGAAGCGAAUCGGAGUCUGGUGGAUCUUAUUGAAAGAUCAACUGAAGUGUGUGUUUUGCUCAAUUCUCCACUAGCUACAGUGUGUUUACCAUAUCGACUGCGAUCUUAUUAUUUAUUACGUUAUUUAUUUAUUUUUUUUUGUACCAGUACAAAGUAACAAAGCAUUUGUUAUCGAUAAUAAAAAUAUUUUGAAAAAAUUCA
Messenger RNA from Planococcus citri (citrus mealybug), 1900 nucleotides. RefSeq lists its product as uncharacterized. NCBI's taxonomy places the organism in Eukaryota, Metazoa, Arthropoda, Insecta, Hemiptera, Pseudococcidae. Bases 161 to 1732 code for a protein of 523 amino acids. The transcript has 4 exons. The record is from RefSeq and is a predicted model, not a curated record. Gene Ontology annotation, cellular component: extracellular matrix.